Messenger RNA from Thermothelomyces thermophilus ATCC 42464, 1920 nucleotides. RefSeq lists its product as uncharacterized. The record is from RefSeq and is a predicted model, not a curated record. The transcript has 4 exons. Lineage: Eukaryota; Fungi; Ascomycota; Sordariomycetes; Sordariales; Chaetomiaceae. Gene Ontology annotation, molecular function: protein serine/threonine phosphatase activity. Gene Ontology annotation, cellular component: nucleus; cytoplasm. Gene Ontology annotation, biological process: peptidyl-serine dephosphorylation; double-strand break repair via homologous recombination. The coding region runs from base 275 to 1720 and encodes 481 amino acids.
CUUUCAGCCAUGACCCAAAAAAGCUCGGUGUUUCUUUGCUCGCGAUUUACACAAUGAGGCCUGAUUAGAGGGUAUUGCACUUUUUUUUUUUCUUAUCUCAUCUGGGCCUUUUUUUCCUUUUAGCCCCCCACACCUCCCCGGGAAGAGAAGUACGUCCCGAACCGCCGACCUGCGACCGCCGACCUGCGACCGCUGAUCGCGCGCUCGUUCUCCCAUCCUCCAUUUCCGACCCACCCCACUUCCGCCGCAGACGGACGCGGGCGACACCGCCAUCAUGAGCGACCUCGACAGGGCCAUCGCCCAACUGCGAGCAUGCCGGCCGAUACCCGAGGCCGAAGUGCGCGAGCUGUGCCACAAGGCGCGGGAACUACUCAUCGAGGAGGGCAAUGUCGUCACUGUCAACGCCCCGGUCACAAUAUGCGGCGAUAUCCACGGCCAGUUCCACGACUUGAUGGAGCUGUUCCGCGUGGGCGGUGAUGUGCCAGAUACGAACUAUCUGUUUAUGGGCGACUUUGUCGACCGCGGCUUCUACUCCCUCGAGACCUUCCUCCUCCUCCUCUGCCUCAAGGUCCGCUACCCCGACCGCAUGACGCUCAUCCGCGGAAACCACGAGUCCCGCCAGAUCACGACGGUGUACGGCUUCUACGACGAGUGCCUCCGCAAAUACGGCAGCGCCAACGUGUGGCGGUACUGCUGCGACGUCUUCGACUACCUCGCCCUGGGCGCAAUCGUGCUCGGCGCCUCCAAUACGCUCCCCGGCCUGCCCGAGUCGUCCUCGUCCAGCAGCGAGGACGUCGAGAUCGAGGUCCACAACUCGGACGGUCACGUCAUCUCCCGCUUCCUCCGCCAAAAGGACGUCGACCGAGGCCGCAUCAAUUCCACCACCACCGUCACUACCACCACCACCAACGGCCACUCCGCAGCGGUAACCAACGGCUCCUCGACCCCUCCCAAUCCCGUAACCUCCUCGUCCCCUUCCCCCUCCUCCUCCGCCUCCUCGCCCGUACCGACCCUCACCGGACCGCCGGGGUCCUCGGCGACGGGAUCCAGCGCCGGCUCCCUCGGCAACCCGGCGGGAGCGGUCCUGUGCGUGCACGGCGGCCUCUCGCCGCUGAUCGAUCGGGUCGAUAAGAUCCGCCUGCUCGACCGCAAGCAGGAGGUGCCUCACGAGGGCGCCAUGUGCGACCUGCUGUGGUCCGACCCGGACGAGAUCGACGGGUGGGGCCUGUCCCCGCGGGGCGCCGGCUUCCUGUUCGGCGGCGACAUCGUCAAGAUGUUCAACUACCGCAACGACCUCAGCCUGAUUGCGCGCGCCCACCAGCUCGUCAUGGAAGGGUUCAAGGAGAUGUUCGACGCCAGCAUCGUCACGGUGUGGUCCGCGCCCAACUACUGCUACCGCUGCGGCAACGUCGCCGCCCUGCUGGAGCUGUCCGAGGACGCGAGCGGCCUCGGCGUGCUCGCAAGGAGCAACGGCGACGUGGGUAGGAGCGACGGCGGGAUGGGCGUCGGGGGGGAAGACGACGGCGGCGGCGGCGGCGGCAGUGGGCAGGGCCAAGGAGGAGGAGGAGGAGGGGGCCAAGGGCAGCAGGGCGGGGUGCUGGAUCCCAAGUACCUGCCUCGCUUGCCGGGGCCUGCGAGGAGAUACCGCGUCUUCCAGGCCGCGCCGCAGGAUUCUAGGGGGAUGCCGGCGAAGAAACCAGUGGCGGAUUACUUUUUGUGAUCCCUUUAUUCCCCAAUUUCUAUACUUGUUUUCUCUUCUCUGGGGUUAAUUAUGCAUGACAUCUUGGGAUGACGACGGACGAAGCAGAGGGGGGGGGGCAAGGAAGGUUAUACUUGCAUGGAACUGCUGGGGGCUUUCUGAAAGCGCGCGGACCGGUUACGACUACACAGGAUUAUUUGUUCUACCUCUCUUACUGUAUC